CCUGGCAGACAUCGGUCAAAGAUGCCAUACCCACUAUUAAAAAAGAAAUGGCAACACGAUAUAAGCAAGAUUCUGAUAUUAAACUUUACGUGAAAAACCCAAAAGGGCUGGCAAAAGCUUUGAAAGAAGUGUUGGCGGAAUAUGGCAUAGACUCCAAUGACACGGAUACCAUCCCUAUAUUUUUACUACAAACCCACGAAAUUCAAGACUCCAAUGAACACUUCGAGCAUUGUAUGGCGGAGAUUUUAGUCAGGCUAAAAAAUUAUGGAUCUUUGGUUGUGGAUAUUUUGGAAGUCAUGCGUAAUGAGUACAUUGUAGCAAUUCUUCAUACUGUAAUCAAUAUUACCAGGGAUGCUACGGGGAAAGAAUUCAAAAGCUCGGGUCGUGUUGACUUCACAAUCAAGGAAGCCGAAGAUCUUAUUUGUGUCGCUGAAGACAAACCACAACGAAACAUAGUUGAAGGCUAUGCUCAGAAUAUCAAACAGCUUAAAAGCUCUUUUCAAACGAACAAGAGGAAAAGAAAAUGGGAUGACGACGACUUCGAUUAUCUGUAUAGUAUUGUAACUACAGCUCGGGACUGGCACUUCCUGUUGUACACUCCGAGGGUAAUUUCACAAUGCAGUAAAUUACCAUUAAGUAUCGAAUUUUCCGAAGAUGCUUUGAAAAAAGACUCCGUAGAAUAUCAAACGUUACAUAAUGGCGUAAAAAAGGUGUUGAGCGUAGUAGUAGGUUUAUUAAAGGAUAGGGCAUGUGCAGAAGAUGAUUCCUCCUCAAAGAAAAAGGCUAGAAUAGAGGAGUAUCGCUCGAAAAAAUAA
Molecule: messenger RNA, 815 nt
Organism: Funneliformis caledonium
Lineage: Eukaryota; Fungi; Glomeromycota; Glomeromycetes; Glomerales; Glomeraceae
Source: the annotation of a GenBank genome assembly